AUGCUGGAGGCCGACGCGUGGGUCGCCAGACUGCCCGCGCACCUCGGCUCUGCGCAGGCGGCCGGCGGGGCGGCGGUGCCGCUCCCCGCUGGCGUCCUCCGCGCCGCCUACCGCCUCAACACCCCGUGCCUCUGCCGGCACAGCACGGCACGUAACCGCCACGCGAACUGCGUUGCCGCCCCCCGUUGCCUCGCCGGCUUCCUGGACCUCGCCACCAGCGCCUGUGUGCUCAAGGACUGCGUGGCAGACGUCAUGGGCGCCGGACCCGCGCUGCUGCCGCCGCCGCCGCCGGAAGCAGGCAGCCCCGUCGCGGAGGACGCCGCGAAUGCGCUGGCGCGUGCGAAGGCGCCCCUGCCACGUCGCGGCAUACGCAAUCUGGGCAACACGUGCUACCUUAAUGCCAUCCUGCAGCUUCUCUUUAACAUCCCACGCGUGCGACACGAGGUGUUGAGCGCCUGCGCCGAUUCCGCCGCGGAGUCGCACUUGUGCGAGAUAACCGACGACGCGACGCAGAGAACAGAGGCGGAGGCGGAGGAAGCGGCGCGACCCAUGACGCAGGCCUUGCAGGCAUCUGGCUUAGGGGAACUGUUCGCGGAAAUGGCCCUCACCCGCGACGGCACAGGGGCCAAUGCACAGCCGUUUGCCGCCUUUCUCUCUCUAGACACGCAAGUUCAGCAGGAUGCACAGGAGUUCUUUGCUCUACUGCUCACUUGGCUGCAGCAUGAGGGCGGAACAGCGGUGAAGCAAACGUUUGAGGGGACGCUGCUCUACGACCGUCGCUGUGGCAACUGCCACCGCGCCUUUAAGCGGGCGGAGCCCUUCUUCUUUCUCUCGCUUCCCGUGAAGAGCUCCGUUGAGGAGGCACUGAGCACCUUCUUGCAGCCGGAGGAGGUGGAGGGGUUUAUGUGCGAUGGGUGCAACCUCACCACCACGGCGUCCUCGUGUCAAUACCUGCGAACGCUGCCGGAGGUGCUUGUCCUGCACCUCAACCGCUUCACCUUCGACACGCAAACCCAGCGGCGGGAGAAGGUGACGCGGCCCGUCAGCUUCCCACUUGAGUGGGACCUCACGGACUACACCAAUCGGUGGCAGCAGCAGCAGCAGCAGCAGGGGAGUGAAGGGAGUGACUCUCCCGUCACUACGACAAGCGCCCGUGAUGCGGCGCACUACGCGCUCAUGGGCGUUGUGAACCACAUUGGCGACACCGCCGUGUCCGGCCACUACACCUUCCACGGCAAGCUUGACGCGACGGCGGGGUGGUACCGCUUUGACGAUGCCGAGGUGGCAAGGCUGCAACACCGCUUUCAAGGCACGCGGGCCUCCUCGAAGGAGGCCUACAUGCUGGUCUACCAGCGCCGCCCGCGUGGGCCGACCACGGCAGACGUGCAGGCCGGCGUGGUGCAGCUGGCGGAUGAGGCAAGGAACGAAGCGGCUGUGACCCCCGUCGCGUUACCGCCGCGCCUGCUGCGGCACGUGCAGCGCCUGAAUCAUGAAUUAGAGGUGCGGCGGCAAACCUGGGAGAUGCGCCGCGCCGAGGUCACAGCCUUUCUGCAACAAUGGGGAGAGCUCGCCCGAAAGCUCUUUGGGGGUACUGCAGGCAACGGCGCCACCACCGCCACCACCAGCGGCAGCGAGGAGGAAGCGGCGGGUGUGCCUGGCAGCAGUGAGCUUGGGGAGUUCUUUGCGGUGCCCUCGAGCUGGCUACGCCUUCUUGGUCGCGGGUUUCUGCCGGCGUACGUGGACGUGCAGCGGCACAAGGAUGGCGAGAAGCGAAAGAAGCGGCUGCGAAACAACGCCAGCAGUCGCCUGGAUCUCGAUGAAAUGCCGGGAGCGGAUCCCUCCAACUCGUCCUCGUUGCCGAAGCCCGAGACUUGGGAGGAGGCAGGCGGCGCAGCCUCCACGCAGCCGCUGCAUGGCGCGGCCGCCACGCGGCGAGGCGACGGGGACGGAGGUGCAGAAGUAGCCAAUGCAGACACUCUACUGUUCGAGGAGCCCCCGCGGGAGCUGCUUUUGGCGCACAUGGAAUCGCUGCGCUGUCCCCACGGCAAGUUGGCCCCUUGGGCCCCGUACAAACUUCUGCCCUCCGCGUUAUCGGCGGGGUUGGCCUCACUGCUGAACACCAUGUCCUCACUUGCCGCGACGCUUCCCAAUGCUGAAGAGGCGUCCCCCGCCAGUCUCGGCUGGCGCAUCGGCGAGUACGCCUGUGAGGCUUGCACAAGGACCAUGGCGGCGGAGGUGCUGCGGCUGAAGCAAUCAUGGGAAGAGGAGAGGGCGGCGGUGGCAAUGCUUGGCGGCACGCAGGCUGCACCGAAUGCCAACUGCGGCAGCGACCGGACGGCCACGAACAACGCCGCCACUGCGCCCAGUGAGGCGCGAGGCGCAGAAGAGGCGGCGGUGUAUGUAAGCAACGAUGUGCUGGAGUUCUGGGAGGGGUUCCGUGCGGCGCAUGCCAAGUGGAAGGAGAUAGUGCGCCGCCAAGGCUUCACCGGACUCGUAGCCGCCUCACGCAUGGAGAAGGCGGCGGUCGAGCAUAGUAGUGAUAAGCAGGUGCCCAGUCUGUUGCUCCCGGAAUGUGGUAAACUUCUCUGUGAGCAUCGCCUGCUGGCGCCCUCCGCGGCGGUGCAGGUUGUGCCUGCGGCCGUUUGGCGCUACCUGCGCGAGUGCGUUGUGAUGCCGCUCUGCUCCGCCGGCGACCACGACGCCGGAGCCGCGUCUCUUGAGCGGCUGCUGCCGUACCUCCCCGUGGAGCAGACCUCCAGGUGCCCCAGCUGCAUUCAGGACACCGUCAGCUCGACGGCGCAGCGCCAUCAUGCGCGGAUGUCAAGGAUCGGUGAGGCAAAGCGGUUCCCCACCCUGGCGGCCGCGGCCCAAGCUCUCGCCAUGACGCCGGCGGAGAUGCGGGAGCAGCACCCGAAUCGGCUGAUGUGGAAGCGGAACCUCGAACGCCUCCACCGUGACCACCACCGUUCGUGGGAGAAGCAGCAGGCUGCCGUAAUUGCCUCCCUCGAGGCGCAGGUUGCGACGCUUGCGAGGGCGGCGGAGGAGGAGCGGCAGGCGGCGGCGGCGUGGGAGGCGAAGCGCGUGCGUCGGGGCGGGCAUAGGCGGCGAGCCAAAGAUGCUGGCAGCCGCACCGCCGCACAGGGCGCCGCACAGGUGCCGCCCCCAUCACUUCCUGCAGUUGCCACGCCGCUGCAGCAGGCGGAGGAGGCGCUCGCUGCCGCGCGUGCCGCGGCCUGCCCGGACUUGUGCCAGAGCUACGGCUGCGUCCCGAUGUGGUGGGUGGCGCAUUGGCGGCGCUGGUCAAUGGACGUGGACGGCGCCCUCCCACCGCCGCCGCCCAUGGACCACGAGGCCCUGCGCUGCCCGCACGGCGGAACCCUCCUUGCCCCGCACCUCCUCAACCCGGCGGACCCGUUUUGGGAGGCAAGGUCGGUUGCCAGGCACCUCGUGCAGAUCCUGCGCCGGCGUUCCACCUCCGACGACGCGGCGCCUGAGGCGACUGCGCCGGACGACGACAGCCUGUCGCUGCUUCCGCCCCUGCUGCUGCUGCCGCUGGCCGAGUUUAUAGACCUCCUCGAGACGUAUGGAGAGUCCAAAAUGCUUUUGCCCCCACCUCCUGCAGAGGACGAACACGCGGACGACCUCCUGCGCCGGGUGAAUCCCGGCACGACGACGCUCUUUGUGGAGCGAAACACAGACCGUGGCUUUGCCCCACCCACCUGCGACGACUGUGCAGCGGCGCUUCUCGAGGGAGUUAAGGAGUCCAUGCGGUGCUUCUUCAACGGCUCGCUGAGGCUACAGUUGCGCCUUCGCCGGAGUCGAAAAAACCUUUACGAGGCCAGUGACGUGCUGCGAGACCUGCAUCACACCACCACGCUGGGGGAGCUCAAGCAGGCCAUCUCGCGGCUGGUGGCGGAAAACCACGGCCUCCUGCUGCCUCCGCAGGAGAUGGAGCUGCUCCGCGGACGUAAGCCACUGCGGACUCAGCGGACGUGCACCGUGGAGAAGGGCGGACACAACUCACGACCUUCUGGUGCUCGGAACGCCGCAGCUCCGUCAGCCCUUGAUGCUACCGCAGCGCCAACGUCGUCGCAGGUCGAUGACGAGGACGACGGCACCCUGUUUGACUACGGUCUUAGCUCUGGCGACGCACUGACCGUGAAUGCCACGGAACGCGUACUGGCUAAGAUUGCAGAUGCCGUGGAGGUGCCAGAGGUCUGGGAGGAGGUGCCGGCAGAGCUGCUCCAGCCGCCGCUCCAAGAGAGCGUCACGGCGUUUGGCGCGACCCGGCUUUACGGCGCUGUUGACAAACGCCGACAGGACAGCAGUGCUGCCGCUGCUGCUGGCGCUGCCGCUGCAGAGACCAAGGCGGAGGUUGCCUGCGACGUCUGCACCUUCCUUAACCCGGCAGGGCGGCGUCGAUGUGAGAUGUGCGAGGGCCCCCUUAAGCAGUAG
Messenger RNA from Trypanosoma conorhini, 4455 nucleotides. RefSeq names its product putative ubiquitin hydrolase, putative,cysteine peptidase, Clan CA, family C19. The record is from RefSeq and is a predicted model, not a curated record. NCBI's taxonomy places the organism in Eukaryota, Euglenozoa, Kinetoplastea, Trypanosomatida, Trypanosomatidae. Gene Ontology annotation, biological process: protein deubiquitination. Gene Ontology annotation, molecular function: cysteine-type endopeptidase activity; cysteine-type deubiquitinase activity. The coding region runs from base 1 to 4455 and encodes 1484 amino acids. Gene Ontology annotation, cellular component: cytosol; nucleus. The transcript has a single exon.